UUGAUAUUUUGGAAAAUAAUUUUCCUUUUAUUUAAUUGUUUUUGUUGCAUAAAAUUUAUAAAUCUACCAGCUUAAAACUAAUCUGCUUGUUCUUGUUGAAAACCCAUCUUGGGGAUAAUCUAUAUCUUUAGGCGCACAGAUUUGUAAGUUGAACAGCGAGGGACUGCAACAAUCAUUGUCCUUCGAUGGAAAGGAGACUUCUUGAAACGGGGUAGAUUUGAGUGAUCUUUUGGUAGGCUUCACUUCCGCUGUUUUCAAGGAAAAAAUUAACUAGCCGCAGUUGAUGUAGCGACUCGGGAAGGUGAGGCACUGGAUGGUGUUUCCGAUUCGAGGAUUUUUAUGAUUUUCUGUGUUUCUCUUGGUGCUUGAGCCAUGGAGGUAAUCGCUGAAGAUGGGAAAGUUGAGUCUCGGGAAGUGAGGGAAUCGAAGGGGAAGAAGAAGAAGCAGAAGAACAACAAGGAACAGAUUGGAAACUUGGAAGAGGAGACUGGUUGUUGGAUUGCUUUGAGGAUUUUUGGUAGCUGCAUUUCUUCGAGAUCCAAAGUUGACAGUUCGAUUAGUGGGACUAGUAUCAACUAUGCUGAAAGCAAGUCUACGGCUGAUUCAAGUAGAGAUCAACCAACACCUCGAGAGAUAUCUUCAACAGCCACAAGUAUGAGUAAUGCAGAGAGUACUUCAUCCACUUCCAAACUAGAAGAGGAACUUAAAAUUUCGCCUCAUCUACGGAAUUUUUCAUUUAAUGAUCUUAAGUUGGCUACAAGGAACUUUAGACCCGAGAGUCUACUUGGUGAGGGUGGUUUUGGUUGUGUUUUCAAGGGUUGGGUUGAAGAAAAUGGAACUGCUCCAGUUAAACCUGGUACAGGACUCACUGUUGCUGUUAAAACGCUCAACCACGAUGGUCUUCAGGGUCAUAAAGAGUGGAUGGCUGAAGUGAACUUUCUUAGUGAUCUCAAACAUCCGAACUUAGUCAGACUUAUCGGUUACUGCAACGAAGAUGAUCAAAGACUGCUUGUAUAUGAGUUCAUGCCUAGAGGAAGCCUGGAGAAUCAUCUUUUCCGGAGAUCUCUACCUCUUCCGUGGUCUAUUAGGAUGAAAAUUGCUCUAGGGGCUGCCAAGGGCCUUGCUUUUCUUCAUGAGGAAGCACAAAGACCUGUGAUAUAUCGUGAUUUUAAAACGUCCAACAUUCUAUUAGAUGCCGAAUACAAUGCCAAGCUUUCUGAUUUUGGACUUGCAAAAGAUGGACCUGAUGGAGAUAAAACCCAUGUCUCUACUCGUGUGAUGGGAACGUAUGGCUAUGCAGCUCCAGAAUACGUAAUGACCGGACAUCUUACAUCGAGGAGUGAUGUUUACAGUUUUGGAGUGGUUCUUCUCGAAAUGUUAACUGGCAGAAGAUCCAUGGAUAAAAAUCGUCCUAAUGGUGAACAUAACCUUGUGGAAUGGGCACGGCCAUACCUAGGAGAGAAAAAGAGAUUCUAUCGUUUGAUAGACCCUAGGCUUGAAGGGCAUUUCUCAAUAAAAGGUGCCCAAAAGGCAGCACAAUUAGCUGUUCAAUGCCUUAGUCGAGAUCAAAAGAUCAGACCUCUAAUGAGUGAAGUUGUAGAAGCCUUGAAGCCCCUCCCAAACCUCAAGGACAUGGCAAGUUCAUCUUAUUAUUUUCAGACAAUGCAAGCUGACCGCAUACGAUUGAGCCCAAUGGCGAGAAAUGGCUACCAUGCCGGGGCUGGACCAGUUCCGAAGAACGGGCAGCAACUACGCAGUUAUUCAGUCGCCAAUGGUUCUCAUACUUCUCCAUAUCAUAAUCAGCAACCCCAUCCAUCUCCAAAACCCAAUGUCAAAGCCUAAGAAUUGGGUUGUUUGGUAAUUAAUUAGUAAUUAUCUAGUUGUGUUAACCCAUCUCAUUUUGUCAUCAAUAGAUCUCCCCCUUCUACCUCAGUAUAGAUAGAUGUUUAUUUUGCUAAACAGCAUUUGCUGGUGGAUCAUUGAAAAUGCUACAGACAGUGAUGUCUGCACUAUCAUCUUGUUAGAAUGGGAAACCUGUCAGUAAAGUGUACGAUAGCAGAUGAAUUUUGUUCAUCCAUUUUCAAUCUCAUAUUGUUUUGGGAAGAA
This is a messenger RNA of Cucurbita maxima (winter squash), 2106 nucleotides long. Its product is annotated as probable serine/threonine-protein kinase PIX7. The transcript is spliced from 7 exons. The coding region runs from base 373 to 1842 and encodes 489 amino acids. The record is from RefSeq and is a predicted model, not a curated record. NCBI's taxonomy places the organism in Eukaryota, Viridiplantae, Streptophyta, Magnoliopsida, Cucurbitales, Cucurbitaceae. Gene Ontology annotation, biological process: protein phosphorylation. Gene Ontology annotation, molecular function: ATP binding; protein kinase activity.